ACACCACUGUAGCUUUAUUAUUCUAGUUAACGUGACACACAGUACAGGAGCUCACUGGAUAUUCACUUCACCUUCUUUCUAGCUGUGCACUUCACUUAGGCUGGCUCCAGUGCUGCAGAGCAGCUCUGUUAAACAGCAGAGGAGCAGGAUGUAUAUUGAUUCACAUCUCAGAGACGCAGGAGAGGGGAGCAAGCAGGAACCUGUGUUUUUUGCCUUUCGAUUGAACUCAAGAUGAUGAAAUUCUGAGGAACUGAACCGACGACAAGAAAGAAAAACAACAUUUUGCUUUUUUUUUUUUUUCAUUUCCUUUUUCUUUUGAAACAACAACAUGUGCAGAUGUAACAAUAUCUGGACUAGCCAAGCAGCAAGUUUACUGGGCCUCUUUAAAAAUACUUUGAUAAACAAACAGAGCAAGAACGUUAUCAUAGUCCAAGGUGCCAGACAGAUCGAAUGAAGCUGCUCUGCAUGUUUUUGUUUUUAAUCCCAGGCAAUGACAAUCAUUAACUGUUCAUUGAUUUUUGAACAAAGGGGCUGUUGUUAUCACUGGCACUGUUGAAAACACAUUUGAAAGGUGGUUUUUGAAUACAGGAGAAACACCUUUGCCCUUGACAGCGUGUCCCCUGGUGCAUCCCUAGGACUGGCCAGGGGCCCUCGCACCACCAUGCACUGCAAGAGGAGAAUGUGCUCCGGCCUGGCCAUCUUUCUCCUGACAGCGGCUCUCAUUGUGGUCUACAUGCAAAUGAACCACUACAAUUUCAUAGUGCACACAGACAGCACCCAUAUUAAAGAACUUUUAUCUGAGAGCAACCAAACUUUCACCACAGUCCCCCCAGAGAGCCCCCGAGCCUGCAGCUGCACCAAGUGCAUCUCUGAGAAGGGCGUGUCAGCCUGGUUCGAUAAGCGCUUCAACUCCAGCACACAGCCACUGCUCACUGCCAAAGAUGACAAUCUCCCUCAGCCUGCCCUGAGCUGGUGGCUGGCUUUGCAGCAAUCCCACAUAGAUGUGAAAGUAAAUGAAGUGGUAGCUGAGGUGUUUGCUGUGCUGCCUGGGACAGACCAGGACAUGACGGGCGACCCAUCCCAGUGCAGGAGAUGUGCCGUGGUGGGCAACUCAGGAAACUUGCGGGGAUCCCUUUACGGCAAUUUGAUCGAUUCCCACGAUGUUGUGAUGAGGAUGAACAAAGCUGUAACCAGCGGGUUUGAGUCGGACGUGGGGCGCAAGACAACGCACCACUUCUUGUACCCAGAGAGUGCCAUUGAUCUCCCAGCUGACGUCCAUCUGGUCCUUGUGCCCUUUAAAACACUGGACCUGCAGUGGAUUGCAAGCGCACUUUCAACCGGACAGAUAACCAAGACGUACAUGGAAGUCAAACAGUUUAUCAAGGCUGACAAAGACAAGGUGAUGGUAAUCAGCCCAGCCUUCUUGAAAUAUGUCAAUGACAAAUGGACAGAGCAUCAUGGGAGAUAUCCUUCCACCGGCAUGCUGGCGGUGAUAUUUGCACUGCACACCUGUGACGAGGUGUCCGUGUUCGGCUACGGCGCCGACGUCAAUGGGAACUGGCACCACUACUGGGAAGAAAACAAAUACGCCAGCGCUUUCCGGAAAACAGGAGUUCACAGUGCCGACUUUGAGACUGAAACCCUCAGGAAGCUGGUUGAAGAAGGAAAAAUCAGACUGUAUACUCCAGAACGAACCGCACGUCCAGUCAAUAAAUACAUUCGAAAGACAUAAGCCAAAACAGCAGGGGAAGUGCAGAACUCCUCAUGGACCGUUCUUUCACUACUACAGACUGUAAGCUAUGGGAGGACUUGAACCCCAACUGUGGAAAACUGAAGAAAUGACUUUUUUUUUUUUUAAUAAAAAUGACAAAAUGACUACGCUGCUCUAUUUGAAAUGAAAGCAAACUCCGCGCUUUCUCUGUAAUAGACCCAAAAAGAGGCUUUCUUUGUUACAAGCUGUAAAAUGACCCUAAUGUCAUGUGUCUAGCUUAUCCCCCCCACCCCCCCCCCCCCCCGCCCCACCCCACCCCACCCCACCCCACCCCUGUAAUCAGCGCCAAAUGGAGGAACCACACUCCAACUGCAGCUGAAAUGACCCAAAAGCAUUUCCUCUGAACAGCCCUAAUGCUGCCACAGAGGAAACUGCCAUGCAGUUCAGAGUGUCGUGUCAGUGAGAUAUUCAGAGACCCAGGGCGCUGCUGGGGGAAGGAAAUAAGUCAGAUCUGAACGUUUCCAGGUUCUUUUUUACCCGAAUCUUUGAGAAGGUUCAUGUAUUUACUAACAUUAGCAUGUGGCGAAAGAAAAGCAAUCUUAAAAACCCUUGCAAUUCCUUUAUGAAAGUCCAACUAUCCACUUUGCACAUGUCUGUAAAUAUAAUCAGAAGUAAUCAAA
Molecule: messenger RNA, 2391 nt
Organism: Acipenser ruthenus (sterlet)
Lineage: Eukaryota; Metazoa; Chordata; Actinopteri; Acipenseriformes; Acipenseridae
Product: CMP-N-acetylneuraminate-beta-galactosamide-alpha-2,3-sialyltransferase 2-like
Exons: 8
Coding region: 662-1732 (356 amino acids)
Molecular function (GO): beta-galactoside (CMP) alpha-2,3-sialyltransferase activity
Source: RefSeq, a predicted model, not a curated record